AUGGAGAACUUGUUUCGCCUAGUCGAUCACGAUCACGAUCACGAACAAGACUCAAUCUCACCUCGUUGCAUUUGGGUUAAUGGUCCUAUAAUCAUAGGAGCAGGACCAUCAGGUUUAGCAACAGCAGCGUGUCUUAAACAACAAGGAGUACCCUUCAUGAUACUCGAAAGAUCAAACUGCAUAGCUUCCCUAUGGCAAAACAGAACCUAUGACAGACUCAAACUUCACCUCCCUAAACAAUUCUGUCAACUACCUAACUUCCCAUUCCCCCAUGACUUCCCUGAAUAUCCAACCAAGAAACAGUUCAUAAACUACCUCCAAUCAUACACUAAACACUUCCAAAUCAACCCGCGCUUCAACGUGUCUGUUUUGUCUGCUCAAUACGACGACACUACUGGAUUAUGGAGAGUUAAAACUAUAACUGUUUCAAAUCAAAAUCAAGUUGAGUAUAUUUGUAGGUGGCUUGUUGUUGCUACUGGCGAAAAUGCAGAGCGUGUGGUGCCUGAUAUUCAAGGCUUGCGUGAAUUCAAUGGCCAAGUUAUUCAUGCCUGUGAUUAUAAAUCCGGUCAAGGUUUUCAAGGGAAGAAAGUUUUGGUUGUUGGUUGUGGUAAUUCUGGAAUGGAACUCGCACUUGAUCUUUGCAAUUAUAAUGCUUCACCCUCUAUUGUUCUUCGUAGCUCCGUUCAUGUGUUACCUAGAGAAAUGUUGGGGAGAUCGACAUUUGAAUUGGCAGUUAUGAUGAUGAAAUGGUUACCUAUUUGGUUUGUUGACAAGAUUUUGUUGAUGAUGGCUUGGUUGGUUUUUGGUAAUAUAGAAAAGUAUGGGAUUAAGAGGCCAUUGGAGGGUCCUUUGGAGCUCAAGAAUACAAGGGGUAAAACACCUGUUUUGGAUAUUGGUACCUUGGGGAAAAUUAGAUCUGGGGAUAUAAAAGUAGUUCCUGGAAUUAAGAGUUUUAGUCAUGGUUUUGUUGAGCUUGUUAAUGGUAAAAAGAUUCAAGUUGAUGCUGUUGUUCUUGCUACUGGUUAUAGGAGCAAUGUUCCUUCUUGGCUUAAGGAAGGUGAGUUUUUCUCAAAGAAUGGAUUUCCAAAGUCUCCAUUUCCAAAUGGUUGGAAAGGAAAUGUUGGACUUUAUGCAGUUGGGUUUACAAAGAGAGGGCUCUCAGGCUCAUCAUAUGAUGCUAUGAAAAUUGCUCAAGAUAUUGGUCAAGUUUGGAAACAAGAAACUAAGCAACAAAAGAAACAACGCAUUAAUGGUUGUUAUAGACGUUGCAUUUCACAAUUCUAA
Vicia faba (fava bean) is the source of this 1284-nucleotide messenger RNA. Lineage: Eukaryota; Viridiplantae; Streptophyta; Magnoliopsida; Fabales; Fabaceae. The record is from the annotation of a GenBank genome assembly.